Messenger RNA from Schistocerca piceifrons (Central American locust), 43537 nucleotides. RefSeq names its product muscle-specific protein 300 kDa (gene Msp300). Gene Ontology annotation, biological process: nuclear migration. The coding region runs from base 18 to 43448 and encodes 14476 amino acids. The record is from RefSeq and is a predicted model, not a curated record. Gene Ontology annotation, molecular function: actin filament binding. The transcript has 118 exons. Lineage: Eukaryota; Metazoa; Arthropoda; Insecta; Orthoptera; Acrididae. Gene Ontology annotation, cellular component: cytoplasm; meiotic nuclear membrane microtubule tethering complex; nuclear outer membrane.
CGGCCGGAGGGCCCCGCAUGGUCACCGUGGAGCGCGUCACCGUGCGCCGCACGCUCGUCGAGCUGCCCUCGGCGUCGGCGUCGGCGUCGCCGCCGCUGUCCAAGUCGCCCUCGCUGGCAUCUCUGCGCGCCGGCGCCGGCUCCGUCUCCGAAGACAGCAGCGACGGCGCCGAGUUCCGCAGCAUCGCCGCGCGCCUAGAGGCCGUGCGCAGCCGCUCUCAGUACGACUCGCACAUCGCCGAGGUCAAAGAUGAACAAGAACGCGUACAAAAGAAGACAUUCGUCAACUGGAUCAAUUCGUAUUUAUCCAAGCGAGUUCCACCGCUAAGGAUAAACGACUUGAUCGAGGACCUGAAGGAUGGAACGAAACUUCUUGCGCUGCUGGAAGUCCUGUCUGGAGAGAAGCUGCCCAUGGAGAGGGGACGCAACUUGAAAAGACCACAUUUCCUUAGCAACGCCAAUACUGCACUUCAGUUUCUACAAAGCAAAAAGAUAAAACUUGUCAACAUUAACUCAUCAGACCUAGUAGAUGGUCGACCGCCCGUUGUCCUUGGUCUUAUAUGGACUAUCAUUUUAUAUUUCCAGAUUGAGGAGAACACCCGAGCUCUCGAAUCCCUUAGCCGGGCCUACAGUAGUAGUGCCAGCAGCCUAGAGAGUGUUGGUGUCCCACGCUCAGCUGAAGAGCGUCGCAUGGUUGAUGAGAAGCACCGUCAGGGUGCCCGAACUGCACUUAUGCAGUGGGUGACCAAUGCCUUACCUAAAGACUUAGGAGUAGAGAUAAAAGACUUUGGACCUAGUUGGAGGGAUGGUGUAGCAUUCCUUGGGAUAAUUGAUGCCAUAAAGGCAAACCUUGUAAAUAUCUUAGCAAUGCGUGAAGCGAGUAAUAGAGAACGCCUCGAGACAGCAUUCAGUGUUGCAGAGAGUGAACUGGGUAUUGCUCGACUCCUGGAUCCAGAGGAUGUGGAUGUGCCGAGGCCUGAUGAGAAGUCAAUUAUGACAUAUGUGGCACAGUUCCUACACAAAUACCCAGAACCUAAGACUGCUGAUGGGUCUAGUACAUUAGCUGCAAUUGAAGCAGAGUACAAUGAAUUUAUAACUUGGCUUUUGCAAAAAACACAGUACAUGGAACACCUUCAACAAACAAAUACAUUGUCAAUGAAUUAUUCUGAUUUCCUGUUAUUUAAGAAUGAAGUUGAUAGUAGAGUGCCUACAUACGAGAAGCUGAAGCGAUUAGUGGAAUCUCAAAGCAUGAUCAGUAUUACCCAUGAGUCAUGGAAAGAAAUUGAAAGCUUAUGGUACAAACUGCAAGCACAGCUGCGGAAUUGGUUGUGGUUGCUAGAUUCCCGUCUGCCAGGUGCCUUGGGUGAAGUAGGGCAGUGGCUUGCCCGUGCAGAAGCCCUUAUUGAUUCUGAUGAUAUACCUACUGCCAUGAAUGAAGAGACAGCCAGUAUUAUCAGCCGACGACUGGAAGAACACAAGGCUUUCUUUGCUGACCUACCUGCUGUACAAAAGAAGUUUGAGGAAGCAAGAAGCUCAUCACUUUCUAGUAAUGUUUCACCUGAGCAACUCCAAAUGAUGGCAAAACGAUUGGAAGAAAUUGGUCCAAAAGCAGCAAAGAGGCGCAUCAGACUGAAAUUCCUUGAGCAUAAGUGUUGCCUCAUAGCCUUCCUCCAUCUGACGGAGUCAAAAUUGCGAGGUUGGGCUGUAAAAUAUGGCCGUGAAGAAAAAGUGCAACAAUUGCUGGACCAAUAUAGAAACUUCGUUUCUCGUAACCGAAUCUUCCAGGAGUUCAAUAAAGCAUAUAUUGACAUGCAAAAGGUUGUAGAAGAGUACAAACGAGAAGGAAAUGUAGAUCAACGAGAAAGUGUGUUGAUAGAUCACUUCAUGCGUGAAACUGCUGAACGGUGGAAGAGUGUAUCUAUGGAGCUCCGCUGUGUGCAAAGUAUGUUAGAAGAAGUUGUUGCAUACUGGCGCCGCUGGAACAGUUUGGUGGAUGAGUUUGAAGCGUGGCUCGAUAGAGCAUACGGAAUGCUGGACCUCCAAGAGGAUGACAAACUAGAAUUUUUCCAGGACUUGAGUGUUUGGAAGGACAAGUAUCAACUAUUAGGUGACACUGUUAGUUUCCUCAUUGCAACGUGUGAGGAUCAAGUUGCCCAUGAGCUGAAAGAACGAUACUUGGUAAUAUCAUCCCGUUGGGAAGAUCUGUUCCAGCACGUUAAACAGUACAUGCAUGCUGGCGAUAUUCUAAGAAACCGGAAGGACUACCGAGCAGGGAUUGACAAACUACAGAAGUGGUUGCGUACUGCAGAAUCUGUUCUGUCUUCAUCACAAUUAAGUUCGACUGAAAAGAUAAAAGCUUAUGGACAGAGACUACAGCAACUACAAAGCGAAGUGGAAGACAUUGAAGAUCUAUUUAAGAAUGUCAGCAAGAUUUUCCAGUCCAUGCUUCAAGAUCUUUCUCGGGAGGAAGUUGACAGAAUCAUGAACACACUUAAAAAGGAGAAAGAGGCUCUUGUUCGUGUCCGAGCAUUAAUACCAAUGCAGCUCCACCUUUUCCACCAAAUCCUAGUGCAACAAGAGUCCCUGGAAACAGGACAGGCGGAAAUCAGUCAAUGGCUUGAUGAGGCAGAAACCUUCUUGUCAUCACUAUCACUUACAGGUGGUCAGGAGAGUGUCCAAGCUCAACUUGACAGGCACAAGGCAUUCUUUUCACGAACUCUGUAUUAUAAGUCAAUGCUUGAAAGCAAAAACAAAAUAUUCCAAAGUAUUGUGAAAUCAGUGGAUCACACAGAAGGUGUUGAUACAGAAGAUUUCAACCUCAAAAUGAUACAACUGAAUGAUCGUUUUGCGCGUGUAACACAGCAAGCACAGCAAUGGGAACAAAAACUGCAGGAGGCUAAUAGAUGUUGGCAUAAUUUCCAAGAAAGUGAAAAGAUUAUUUCAGAAUGGUUGCAGAAGGCAGAAAAACUCAUUUCUGAAAAACAUAUAGACACAAAACAAACAAUUGAAGUUCACAAGGCUUUCUUUGAACGAGUGAAUGAACAUUGGAUUCAAGAUCUGAUAAAUGCAGCCCAGGACUUGAGAAAUUGUUUGCCUGCAGAUCAGCAAGGUACUAUCAAGGCUAUAGUUGACAGGCUUCAAGCAAAAUGGAAGGAAAUACUGUCCUUCGCACCACUCCAUCUAAUGCGGUUGGAAUUCCGGCUGGAUGAGGCAACAUUUAACCAGUAUUUGAAAGACAUUGAGAAAGAGAUUUCAGCAGAACAGCAAGCAUUUGAUCGUCAUGAAGAUGUCGAAGCUAUCCUGACAAGGCAUCGUGAGUUCUUCACACCUGGUACAAAGGGAAUUUUGUGUCAGGUUGAACGGUGCCUUGAAACUAUGACCAAAGUGACAACCUCAAGUAGUGAUGCUCAACUGGCUGAAGCGCUUUCCCAGGUCCAAAAACAGUGGCAAGUUGUGUCACGCCGAAUAGACAACAUGUUGCAACAUCUGCAGCAAGUACCAGCUCAGUGGGAGAAAUAUCAUCAAAAAUUUAAUGAAAUGGUGACUUGGAUGGAUUCAGUCGACAGAAGUUUAAAAAAUAUAGUCAAUGAGGUGAACACACUUGAAGAAUUUGAAAAAGAAAGGGCCAUUUUCCAGGGCAUAUGUCGUGAAGUGGAUGCUAGGCGUGAAGAUAUGAAAUGGCUGGUGCAGACACUUGAUGCAUUGGUUGCACAUUGUUCAGAUGAAGAAGGUUUAGCAGAGCAACGUCAAUUGGAGCAGCUUAUAUCACGAUACAAGACUCUAAUACCUAACAUUGAACUGACAAUGAUUAAGACUGAUGUAUACUACAAGUGUUACACUUACAGGAAAGAAGUUCGUGAGGUAUGUAGUUUACUACAGAAAGUGAAAGAAACUUCACAAACAGGUCCACAUCCAGAAACACUGGAUUCUGUAGUUGCAUUGGUUCGACAACAAGAAUCUGCUGUAACACAGUUGGAUCAACAGCGUCCUAACAUCAUGAGCAUGCUGCAGCGAGGCAAGGAUCUGGCACGUGAUGUGAAUGCUCCUCAUUUUAUAAAGCCAGAAGUAAUUGGCUUAGAGUCCAGCUGGAAUGAAGCCUAUGCACAAACAGUUGAAAAACUGAAAAAACUGAAAGGAACACAGGCUGUGUGGAGUGGAUACAAGGAGCAGAAAGAUGAGAUUGUAAACCUUCUCGAGAAAGCUGAAGCAGAAUUGAAAAAGGUGGGAACCAGUGGCAUAGACAGCAAGCAGUUGGUGUCAGAGCUACAAGCCAAACAAGAACUAAGUGUUGCAUUACGUAAAGCCACUGAAGAAAUGUUACGCAGGCUACGUGAUCUUUGUUCCUCACUUGAAACCCUCACGGCACCGGAGAGGCGGCCACUGUUACAAAAAGAGGUCACAGAAAUUGAGAGGCGCCUCCAGGUAACCCUUGAGACAGUACAAGAGCGUGUUGUAGUAUUGGAACAGUUCCGAGCUCAGUGGACACAAUUCCAAUCACAGCUGGGUGAGCUGCGAUCUUGGACACAAGAAGCAGCACCUAAACAGCUGGAACAAUUGCAGGCAGCAGAUGUUGGCCCUGAGGAGCGACUCACCAGGGCUCAGGCCCUUCAAGGGCAGUUGAAUGAGAAGGCUGCUGCCCUUGAACUUCUUGCUACUGAAGCAUCACAACUACUGAAAGAUGAUGCAGAGAAUGUCGAAGCUGCAGUUCUGCAGAGUGAUGUGAAGCAACUGCAGAAUGCGGUAGCAGCAUUACAGAGGGCUGCAGAAGCUCAGUUGUCUGCCGUUGGCCGUGACCUUGUCAUCUGGAAAGAGUAUCGCAGUGGACUGCAAUCAAUCAAACCAUGGGUGGAGCAGGCUGAAGUCAAGGUCAACAUGGGCAUAGCGAAGCCAGCCACUAUUGAAGAAGCCAAGCAAAUGAGGCAGGAAGCAAAGGUAUUUGAAGUAGAGUGCGAGCAAAAAUUGAGUCAGUUGCAAGGUGUAGCAUCUCUGGGUCAGCAGUUGCCAGGUGGACGUGGCGCUGAUGAACUCGAUAGUGUUCGCUCUCGAUGGUCAGCUGUUCAUAAUGCUGUUGUUUCUUGGGGUGGCAAGAUGGACAAGGUGGUUGAAGCUUGGCAAGAACUUGAUGCCCGUGCAAAACCAAUCGAACAGUGGUUACAAAAGGCUGAGAAGGGAGUGCUUCACACUGAAGUUGACGUUGUAACACCAGAAGCUGACAGACUUGAAAAACAACUAGCAGAGCUGAAGGCUCUGAACAAGGAAAUCUCUGAGAAUCAAGCACAGUUGAUCGUUCUCACACAAAUGACUGAUAGUGUUGCACAAGGCCUUUCACUAGAAGGUGCCUCUGCCCUGAAAGGUCGUGUAGCAGAAAUGAAAGCAAAAAUCACAAUCCUGGGAGAUAAUGCAAGACAAAAAAUCAAUGUGUUAUCUGAUGUUAUACUUGCAAGACAAGAACUCCAGGGUAGGAUGUCAGACUUCAUGCACUGGAUAAAUGACUUGGAAGCUGGAGCAUCUCAGGUUGAGGAAGUCAGUCCUACCAAAAUAGAAUCCAGCCUGCAGACAGUCCAUGCUCUGCUCCAAGAACAUUCAGACAGACAACCUACAUUUAAUUCUCUAUAUUCUGAGGUCAAGAAGCUGCCAGAAAGUGAAGCAACAGCAGUGAGUGAGACAUACUCGCAACUUAGUACAAAAUAUCAGGAAUUGUCAGAACGUCUUCAGCAAAAGCGAGGCGUGCUUGAGCAGUGGUCAGAUUUGACAAGCUGGGCAAAUGAGGCAGGUGAGCAGCUCAGUCAUAUACAAUUCCAGCUAGAAAGUGAAGUAAGUAGUGGGAAAAAGCGUGGUUCAGCAGAGAAGAUCGAACAGCUAGCAACUGAACUUGAACCACUGCAUUCCAAAAUUAAAUACUGGGCACAACAAGCACAAGAACUGGACUUAAAAACUCAACAAAGUGGGACUAUAGUGCAAGGCCCAUCAGCAGAAAAGCAUGUUGCUGCACUAAGAGAGCAGCUGGAGCUCAUUGAGAGACAACUUGAAGAUGCUCGAAAUUCAAUGCGGCAGGUGGAGGAACGAUGGUUGCAGUUCCAGCGCAUGCAGCAAGAAGUAUCCCAGGCAUUGUUAGCAUCACAGGAAAAGAUACAGGAGGUGGCAUUAGCCUGCCAGACUCCAUCAAGACUAGCUGCAGCUGCACACACUUUUUCUGCGCUAUUGGAAGAGCACAGGUUGCGCCAGUCUGUUCGCCAGAAACUAGCAGAGCAGGGACGAGCCCUUAUGGAGGCAGACGUAUCAGGUGCUGCCACUGUGCAGAAUAUAUUGACUUCAGUUGACACAAACUUCGAGAAGGUAACUGAAAUGCUGAAGGAACAAAAAACACUAUUCACAGAAAUGGACAUUACAUGGAAGCACUUUGGUGAUGCAGCUGAAAAAGUGAAGAGUGGAAUUUCGGAGGCACAGGCACUAUGUGGAACAAUACAGGAGGCCCCUGCUGACGUUACCCAAGCAGCUCUCGUCCAUGAGAAGGCCAAGAAGGCACUGGACAUCCUUAAGAAAGCUAAGAUUUCUGUGGAUACAAUGGACAGUAAAGCACAGAUAUUAAUGAGGCAAGCAGAAAAUCUACCUGAAUUUGACACAACAGGGCUUCAAAAAGAACUGAGUGCUCUACAUUCUCAAUGGCAAGAAGCUUAUGAUGCUGCAAUGAAGAGAGUCCAGGAUCUGGAAACACAGUUGAUUAUUUGGAAACAGAUUGAAGACAGCAAGAAUGAAGUUCUACAUUGGCUUAGUGAAACAAGCGAAGCACUUUCCAGUGCAUGUGAAAAUCUGUCUGACAGUGAGAGUGGUCAAGCAAGACUAAAUCGCUACAAAGAUGAACUACCUACUUACUACAAUUUGAAAGGCAGCAUUGUUGCCAAGACAUCUCAGCUUGUGAAACUUAAUGAUGGGAAGCCAAUAUCUACACUUGAAUCACUAGUGAAACUGCUAGAAGAAGAAUUUUCUGAUGUGAAAAACAUUGCUGAUAAACUUGAAGACAUUGCUUGCAAAUUUUUAGAGCAAGAGAAGGAUGUUCGUGCGGAGAUUAAAAAGGCUAGUGAUAACAUUACAAGGAUCAGAGAAGCGAUUAUAAAAUGUGACGACCUCACAGGAGAAAACUCAAAGAUACUUGAAAGGCUCCAAAAAUGUCAGACUUUGAAGAAAGAACUGUCCACUUUUAGCAAAGAUCUUGAAAAACUUGAUAAUAAAAUUGAUGAAAUGAAAGUAAGCUAUCCUUCUUUUGCAGAUUCAAGUCUUCCUAAGGAAUUAAGUGGUUUGCAAAAAAGAUAUGAUGGUGUUUCUUCACACACUAACAAAAUAGAAACAACACUGCUGACAUUUUUAAAGAAGCACCAUACAGAACGUUUUGCAGCUCUGCAGCGUGUUGUGGCAACUCACCGGGAGAAGCUUGGAUGGUGUGCUCCUGAGGCUGGUAGUGAUCGCUAUAAUUUAGAAGUGAAAGCUGCCUCUCUUCGUGAUGUAGAAGCUGGUUUAAUUGACUGUGACAACAAGAAAGAAGAACUUGACCAAUCACUUCAGCUUUUGGAGAAGGUGGAAACACCACAGCGUAUUUCGGAGAUGAAAGAAGAAUGUCAGCAACUUGUUGAUGAUGUUAAUUCCCUUAAAGAGCACUAUUCAACUAUUAAGCAACUCCUUGAGUACAACAUUGAUCUUUGGCAGAAAUAUGAACUUAUGUCAGAAAAUGUAGCCUCUUGGCUCAGGGAAACUGAGGGCAAGGUGAGAAAUGAAACAGUGAAUCAGCUAAACCUGUCUACCAUUGUAGAUAAAAUUGCAGAGAUGAAAGCAUUCCAAAAGCAGGUUCAAACAUUUGAAUCAGAAAUUAGAAAUAUUACAGGUGUCGCAGAUGAAAUAACAAAAGAGAAUCCUGAGUCACGAGUGGGGCAGUAUGUCAGCCAUCUGACAGCAAGAUAUAAAGCUGUUCUUAAAUUUGCAAAUAAUUACAUUGAGCGUUUGGAGGCACUCAAUACCAAUAGAGAUCUAUAUCAGGCCUCUGUUAAAGAUGUGGAGAAGUGGUUGGGUGAUGCUGACAAAAAACUGAAAUCGUAUGAAGAAAUAUUUUCAGCUCCAGCAAAACCAAUGCAAGUAUACCAGGCAAAAUUAGAAGAGCUGAAAUCUUUUGCUGAAGAGAGAGAAAGGGGACAAGUCCUUCUGAAUAAGGCAGUGGAAACUGGAGAAGCAUUAUUCUCUGGGGUAACUCCUGAAAACAGAGAAAUAAUACGUACGGAACUGAGAGUGUUGAGAGAUGCUUCAGAGACAUUAAUUGAUAAAGCAAAUGAGAUACAAAAGCGUAUUGAAGGGAUCAUGAUGCACAGAUCAUCAUUUGAUGACAGUUACACACAAGUGUGCAAAUGGAUUAAGGAAUCUGAGGCAAAACUUGGCAGCAAACUAGAAUUAAAACCUACUCUUAAGGAAAAGAAGCUUGCUAUGCACAGUUACCGUUCCCUGGCCCCAGAUGUUGCAACACAUAAGACUAUUAUGAACCAACUCCAGGAAAAAAUUGUGAACCUAUCUGAUUCAGAAGCAACAGCUAAAUUCAAUGAUAUUCUUACCUCCUAUGAGAGAUUAGCAAAAACAUUGGAGGAUCGAAUUAGUGAUUCUGAGAAGCACGUUACUGAUCAUGAAAUAUAUCUGCAGAUGUUAGAAAAAUGUCGUGACUGGCUCAGCUCUUUGUCUGCCGAGGCUGCAGCUGUUUGUGAUGAUACGUCUGUAGAGAAGGAUGGUGCUGAUGCCAGGCUCGCCAUAAUUGAAGAUAUCCUUCAACAGAAACCUGAAGGUGACCAGCUGAUUGAUAGCUGUUAUAAACAAUUGCAGAUUGUUUUGAAAGGAACUGAUAUAUCUGGUCACCCAGCCUUGCUAAAGGAAUUCGAGGAACAGAAAACAGCCUGGGAAUCAUUCCUUGCUAAUUGCGUUAACUCACAGAAUAAACUACGUCAAUUGUGCUGUAAAUGGACAGAAUUCGAGGAAGUUGUAGAUGGUCUUACGAAUUGGAUAAAACAGAAAGAAUUGCAAGUGAAAGACCAAAGUCUUCGUAGUACCCAGGAAGCUAAGCAGGCACAUCUUGAUAAACUGAGAUCUCUUGAGGAGGAGAUAACAGCAAAGGGAGAUGAGUUCUCCAAUGCUAGUGAGCAGAGCCAGUCUAUAGAAGGGGAGUCAGAGCUUUCUGUAAAAGUAUCUCGACUUCUCACACGUUACCAAGCUCUGAAGAACGCCACAAAAGAAGCUGUGUCACGAUAUGAGCAAUUUGUAAAGGAACACAGAAGUUUUAACGACGAAUAUAAUGCUUUCUUGGAAUGGCUCUCUAAGGUUGAAGAUGAACUGAAGGAACUUAGUCAGAUUGUUGGUGAUCUGGCAGUAUUACAAGAUCGGCAAAAGAAAAUUAGGGAGCUCGCUGAUAUCAGAUCCAGGGAAAGCCCUAAAUUUGAUUCACUGCUGGACAGUGGUGAAAAACUUUAUGCACACACAUCACCUGACGGAAGGGAAAUUAUCCGACAACAGCUCAGGACACUGCGCACCUUAUGGGACAACUUUUCUGAUGAUCUACAGGCUGCCACUCACAAGUUGGACCAGUGUCUAAUGCAGUUUGCUGAGUUCAGUCUGUCUCAGGAACAACUGACAAAAUGGCUGAAAGAUGUGGAACGUGCCAUGAUGCAGCACACUGAACUGAAAGCUUCUCUGCAAGAGAAAAGAGCACAGCUGCAGAACCACAAGAUCAUGCACCAGGAAAUAAUGUCACAUCAGCAGUUGGUGGAAUCUGUUUGUGAGAAAGCCCAUCAGUUAGUUGAACAGACACAGGAUAAGUCUCUUAACAUAUAUCUUCAGUCCAUAAAGCAGCUCUUCCAAAAUAUUGUAAUAAAAUCACAGGACUUGCUGGAUAAUCUUGAGGAUUGUGCACAGAAACACAGUCAGCUCAGCACGUUGUGCAAGGAUUUCAGAGAUUGGAUAAGUUCCGAAAGAGAUAGCGUACAUAACUGUGAUGAUGUCAGUGGGGAAAAAUCUGACAUCAGCAAAAGACUGGCAGCGAUUAAGGAUCUUCGAGAAAAUCGAAAGAAGGGAGAACAUCAGCUAUCACAGAUUAGAGAUCUUUGUACAGAAGUAAGCAAGAGUACUGCACCAAAAGGAAUAACCAUCCUAGAAAAAGAAGUUUCAGAUUUGGAGUCCAGCCUGAAGCAGCAUCUUGAAAACAUAGAUGGCAUAGAAGUUAAAUUAGAUGCUGCUCUGAAACAAUGGCUUGAGUUUGAAGAGCAGCUUGAUAAGCAUACAAAGUGGUUCCGUACAACAGAGGCAAUAUUCAGAGACCAACAGCUGCAGGCAUCAUUGGCAGAGAAAGAGGAACAGCUGAAGAGUUACCGUGACAAACGUGACCUCAUCACUUCCAAGGAGCAUGAAAUUGAUGAAUUCGUUGAUCGAUCCCAUGGACUGCUCCACUGGAGUGGUGCCGACCGAAUUAAACCUUUGAUAUCACAAAUAAGUAACAGGUACCAGUUACUCCAUGUAUUAAGCAAAGAAGUAAUCAACCGGUGGCAGAGCCUGGUAGACGACCAUCGAGCUUAUGAAGAACGAUUGGCUGAAACGGAGGCAUGGCUUUCCCCUUUGGAAGAGCAGCUGGAGGCCAUGAAAGUUACACCUGGUGCACCAAGCAAGCUUGCUAUGCUCCUCACUGAAAAGGAACAAGCUGCUCACAAAUUAGGCAACCUGACAAGUGCCGGUGAGCGACUGUACCCAGACACAGCAGCUCCUGGACGAGAGCUGAUCCGUUCACAGCUGCGAGAAAUAAGAGAUAGAUGGGACAAACUUGAACAAGGAAUAGAACAGGAACAGAAGCGUCAGGAUGCACAAAGUCUCCAGAGAACCAGUUAUCAAGAAACACUGGCGCAGACACUAGCAUGGCUUGAUGCUAUGGAGCGUUCGUUGCAGCAGGACCCGGCUGCUACUUGGGGCUCCACCCAGGAGAUUAGAUCAAAACUGCUUAAACAUAAGACAACCCUGCAGGAAGUGAUAACUCAUAAACGUGUCAUUGAAGCAGUGACAGAGAAAGCACAAGCUGUUGUACAGCUAACUGGAGGAGAUGAUGAGGAGGUAAAGAAAGCUGUAGAAGACAUCAGCAAUCGAUACGAAAGGCUGGUGAACGGGUUGCUGGUGAUGAUAACGCAGCUUGAGGAAAGCUUGGAUGUGUUUCAGCAAUUUAAUGAUCUACAAAAGAACUACCAUGAUUAUCAGAAAGCUUUGUGGGAUCGUCUUGCUGGUUAUUCAGAUUAUAGUGGAAAUAAACCAACAAUACAGUCCAGGCUGUCAAAAGUCAGAGAAAUACAGGAUUGCCUGAAAAUGGAAGGUGAUAUUAAAAUGAAGGCUCUUACUGACCAUGUUUCCAACAAAACUGAUAAAUUACCUCCUAGAGCCAAAGAAGCCAUGGAAAGAGACUUAAAUAAUCUUAAGUUUGAUCGUGAGAAGUUUGAAGUAGCCUUGAAUGAUGUGAUACAUGGACUAGAAGAACGACUGCAGCAAUGGUCUGAAUAUGAAGGCUCCUUUGACAAGCUGUUACAGUGGCUCUCAGAAGCGGAAACAGCACUCAAGAACUAUUCACCUCGCUCUACACUUGAGGAAAAACAAGAUCAGCUUGAAAAAUAUCAGGAUCUCAUAAAAAUAAUUGAUUCGAGAAAUAGAGAUGUGAAGGAAAUGAUAACUCUAGCUGACCAUCUAGAGCAAUCACUGAUCCUGAGUCUUCGUCAAAAUGAAUCAGAAUUUGAUAAAAUGAAUGAUGAGUCUUCAGAGCUCAUGCAGAUCAGUGGUGAAACCAGAAUAUCAGUAAAUGUACAGCAAAUCACAUCAAGAUUCCAGGCCAUUCAGACAACUGCUAAGGAAAUAGUGAAAAAAUGUGAGCAAGCUGUGGCUGACCACACAGCAUAUGCAGAAAAGUAUCGCCAGUGUUCAGACUGGCUAUCAACUGCGCAGUCACAGUUUGAAGCUUCCGGAGGAUCAAAGAUAGCAACAGGUGAUCGAGAUGAACUCACAAAGCACAGCACGAAACUAAAUGAGCUGCUUGUUGAACAGCCUGCAGCAAUGGCUCUGCUUUCAACAACAGUUGAAUAUGGAGAAAAACUGUAUCCAUCAACAGCUGCUGAUGGCCGUGAAACCAUUCGUCAGCAGUUACAAGAAUUACAGCAGGCUCUUGAAACACUGUAUGAUAGCAUUUCCAGCACUGAACGAGAACUUCAAGCUAAACUCUCUCGGUGGAUGAGUUUUGAAGAGUGUAGUGAAAGACUUAAGAAAUGGCUCGCAGAGGCAGAGUCUCAACUUCCUGCAGAACCUGUGUUGUUUGCCACUCUUGAUGAGAAGCGUGCUCAACUACAAGUUUAUCGUUCACUGCUGCAUGAUGCAGUUGCACACCAACAAGACAUCCUCAGCCUCCGAGACAAGACAGAAGGACUGCCAGGUCGUGGAGGGGGAAGUGCUGCAGAGCGUGAGCUCCAGCAGCUAGUAGACCGUCACACUGCCCUGUUGCGCCGUGCACAAGCUUUUGUUGAAAGCUAUGAGGCAAUUGUUGGUGACCAUCAACAAUAUACUAAGGCUGUCAUGGAUGCGCAGGAGUGGCUUGAUGCUACACACAAUACGGUUAUGCUAUGGGGAGAUACAGACCUUGAACGUGUUUCAUUGCACACCAAUUUGGAAAGGUUGAAAAAUCUGCAGCUCAACUUACCUGAAGAAGAACAACGUAUUGAAUUAAUUCGUUCCUUGGGUGAGAAAGUUAUACCUGGGACAGUGGAAUCAGGUCAGGUCAAUAUCAGAAAUCAGAUAGAUUCUUCCCAACAGGAAUGGCAAGGACUGUUAUCCUCUGUCAAGAGUACAAUUGAAGCACUUGACAGCAAACUACAGCAGUGGAAUGAAUAUGAAUCUCUCAAAGAUCAGUGCAUGGCAUGGAUUAGAGAGACUGAUACAAAGCUUCAUGCCAUUGAUCUAAAAGCAACAUCCCAAGAAAAGAAAGAACAACUUGAAAAUCUCAAGGCCCUACAAGGUGAAGUUCGAGCGAAAGAACUGGAGAUUGAUGCUGUUACAGAAAGAGCUCAACAACUUUAUAAAGGCAGUAUGAGUUCAAGGAGUUCACAGAUAUCUGAAUUGGGGCUGAAGUAUCAGCAAGUUUCACACAAAGUUAAGGAUCUCACAAAUCGAUGGCACCAGUAUGUGACCACUCAUCAAGAAUUUGAGACACACGUUGCGGAGUGCACUCAGUGGCUUGAAGAUAUAAAGAACAAAUUGUCAUACUGUUCGGAUCUCAGUGCAUCCUCUCAGCAGGAUCUUGAGGGGAAAUUGGAGACUAUACAGGACCUUCUGAUGUACAAGGAAGAAGGCUUUGCCAAGGUUCAGAGCCUUGUGGAACUAGCUCAGACUGUACUCGCUAACACUGCUCCUUCAGGACAUGAUGCCAUAAAUCAGGCUUUGGGCAAUUUGCAAGAAGAAUGGAGUGUUUUAGCAUCAAAGAUGAUGGAAACAAAAGCCAUACUGGAUGACAGUAUUCAUCGGUGGGCAGGCUUUUUGGAACAGAUACAGCAGUUGAACAAAACAGUUGAUUACUUGGAAAGUGUAUCAAAUGAACUGUCAGAUUUCCAGUCAACAAUGUCCGAGAAGAGAGCCCAGUUAGAGCGCAUAAAGUGUCUGGAUGAGAAGGUACGUUGUGAGAAAAUUGAAACCGAUAGUUUGAAAGCAAAGGCUGCAGAGAUGCUAGCAAGUGGCCAACAAAGCCAUGCUGCUACACAAGCACAGCAGAUUUUGAAUAAAUUUGAUUCACUAGCUGAGAGGAUAAAGAACUUGCUCACUGAACGGGAAGAUCAGUAUAAGGAUCAUCGACUGUAUAAGGAGGCUCAUGAUGACCUGAUGGGCUGGCUGGGAAGAGCUCGUGAGAAAGUGCCAUCACUGAAACAGAGACCUCUCAGUGACAAACUUGCAAUAGAAAAUGCUGUUGCUCCAUUGGAAGCUCUGUUGAAUAAACAGGCACAGGGUGAAUUACUUGUAGAGCAUCUGACACACACAGCUGAGGUUGCUGCUGCAAGUACUGCUCCUCAAGGGCAAGAAAUAAUCAAGAAUGAGGUCCGUGCUCUACGAGAGUCAUUUGAGGGAUUGUUCAAAGAUAUUAAGCAUCAGAAGGAGCAGUUGGAAGCAACUGUAGUACAGUGGCGUGAUUAUAAGGAGGAAUAUGAACGCCUUUCUGAUUGGCUUCAGCAGAUUGAUAUUCUUAUCAAGGCUCAGAAAACAGCAAUGUUAGCAACACUGCCAGAGAAAGAGAAACAAGUGAAGGAAGUUAAAGAUAUCCUUGAAAAACUUGAGAAAGGACGUGAACAGAUUGAACGUUUCAACAGUACAGCUUCUGCUCUUCUACAGUCACAUCUAGAUACUUAUGUCAACAAUCAGCUGCGACACUUGAACUCUAGAUAUGAGGUACAAGUGAAUCUUGCUAAAGAUGUUCUCAAGAAGGUGGAAACAAAUUUUGCACAACAUCAACAGUAUGUUGACAAUUUAGAGAAGGCAAAAGCUUGGAUUGAAAAUGCUAAACAGAUAAUUCGUGACAAUAGUGGAUCUUCCGAUACCACAACCCGUGAAGUAAUACAGGCUCGCUUGGAGAAGAUACAGGAACUACUGCAUCGCCAGGAAGAAGGCCAGGCUCUUGUUCAUGCCACAGUAAACUGUGGAGAAAAAGUACUUCGCAAUACACGAUCUGAUGGCCGAGAUACUAUCAAUGCACAACUUCGUGAUCUGCAAGCAGAGUGGGAUCGUCUUGUGCGCAAAACGUCCACAGCUAAAGUGCAUCUCGAGACAAAUCUGUUACAGUGGGCAGAUUACAGUUCAUCAUAUUCACAACUUCAACAAUGGAUUAGUGAUCGUGAAGCUAAACUACUGCAAGUAUGUGAACAGAAGGUGUCAAAAGCCAAAAAGGGCCAGGCUCCAGGCCUCAGCUCUUUAAGUCUUGGUGAACGCAAAGCUACACUAAGAAAGACAAACAGUAUAGUCCAAGAUAUUGUGUCAUUUGAACCUAUGAUACAAUCAGUUACAUUGAAAGCAGAAGAUCUACAGCAGGCUCAACCAGCAUCGGAAAUAUCAAGCAAAUAUGAGACUCUCACAAAACAAGCGAAAGAACUAUAUGCUCGUCAGAAAGAAACUGUUGAGCAACACCAGGCAUUCAUUGAUGCAGGAAAUGACUUCAUGCAGUGGAUAAGGGCUGCUAGAGAGAAACUCAGCAAGUGCUCAGAGCCUACCGGUGACAAGGAGUCACUUAGUGGAAAGAUAUCACAGCUGAAGAUUCUCGAAAGCGAAAUGGAGGAAGGCCAACAGAAAUUGGAGAAAGCUCUGGAACAAGGAAAUGCUGCCUGUGAAGGAGCUGAUUCUGAAGACAAAGAAGUUAUUGAGGAAGAAGUAGCACUCCUACAGGAGGAAUUUGACACAUAUGUGGAGUCUCUCAAUCAAGUUAAAGGCCUCCUUGAAGUGGGAAUCGUCAAGUGGACAGAGUAUGAGGACCAGUAUCAGGAAGCAUCUGACUGGCUGACACAGACUGAACAGUUAGUUCAGACAUUUAAUAAAUUACAGGAUAGCCUUGAAGAAAAGAAAAAUGUCCUUGAACAGUUCCAGGUCCAUCUUCAGACCCUAUUUGAUUGGCAAAAGGAACUGGAUCGACUGAACAUGAAGGCCCAGAUGCUGUUGGAAACAUGUGCAGACACAAGAAUAAGCAAUGCUGUUACCCAGAUGACAACAAAGUAUAAUGCUUUAUUAUCACUGGCAAAAGAAAUCAUGCGAAGACUUGAGCUGCAUUAUCAGGAGCAUCAGCAGCAUAAUACAUUAUAUCAGGAAUGCCAAGACUGGUUGGAUCGAACACGAGAUCGUCUUAAUGAGUGUCAAGAAAUACCCAGCACACUCAAUGAAGUCAACAACAAGCUUCAGACAGUCAAAGGCAUUAGACAAUCACUUGAGCAGGGCCAUAAUAAGCUCAGGUAUGUCCUUGAACUAAAAGAAAAGGUGAUUUUGAAUACCGAGCAAAACGGGGCAGCUAAGAUCCAGGAAGAUACAGAAAAUAUUAAACAAGAGUUUGAGAAGCUCAUGUCAGAUGUGCAAGAAGUUAGGCAGGUGCUCACAGCAAGAGCUGCUCAUUUAGAAGAAAUACAGAAGGCUCAUAAACUUCUGAAGGAAUGGUUGGAUGAAAUAGAGCAGAAACUGCAACCUGAAGGUUUCCGAAAUGAGCUGAGUGAAAAACGUGCUGCAUUGGAGAAGCUCCGCAGUUUACAGCGUGAGAUAAUCAGUCACGGUGAUGUGGCAGAACGCAUUCAAAGUAGAGUAAAUGAACAACCCUCUUUGCCUGCUGCUGAUGUUCGUAGUAGCCUUGAGAAAUAUAAGCAGCUGCAAGCAACCGCCUCAAAAGCCAUUUCAACACUUGAAGAGCAGGUGAAAGAGCAUGAAAAUUACAAGCAAGUAUAUGGGGAUGCAUUUGACUGGCUUCGAAGAACUAGGAUUGAUGUCCAGCAGUGUAGCGAUUCCCAUGGUGAAAAAGAACAAACAUUGGAAAAAGAAAGAAAAUUAGAAGCACUCAUAGCAUCAUUGCCAACAGGUGAGAAACUUGUUGAGCGUGCCACUGUCUUGAGCACAUCUGUCGCACAAACAACUGGCCCUGAAGGCCAAGAUACUCUACGCCAGGAAACACAGCAGCUGAAGAGUGACUGGGACAGCCUGCAGAUUUUAUGUAAGGACACACAAAAGAUACUACAGCGGUGCAUCAAUGCCUGGAAUGAAUUUGCAGACACUUCAAGUCGCAUGCAGUCAUGGCUGGAGGCUUUCCGGUCCAGAGUUAAUGCAGAGUUGGAAGGCGACAAGAAAACUCCUGAUGAUCUUCAGAGAUGCAGAGCAUUGUUGCAAGAGGCUAUCCAACAGAAAACUGUAAUGGAGGAACUUAAUGACAGAUGUGAAGUAUUGAUGGAGAUGAGUGCUUGCAACUGGGUUCGUGAUCAGACAGUUCAACACCAGAGCAGUUAUACUAAUCUGCUGACUACAAUUCAGGGAUUAGUGUCUAAAGUUGAAAAGAAUUUAUCAGAUCACACAGAAUUCAUCAAAGCUAAAGAAGAAUUUGAAUCAUGGUUAAAAACUGCUCAUGGGACAGUGCAAGAUUGCAUAGGAGUUGGAGACGAGGCUGCAAUGCGGGAUAAACUGGAAACAAUACGUCUUGUGUCAAACCGUAUGACGGAAGGUCAACAUCUGAUGUCAGUGAUGCAAGAAGUUUUUACAAAAGCUAUAAAUACGACACCUGUUGAACAACAAUCAUCACUUCGGGAUGAUAUGGCUGCCUUGCGAAGCCACUGGGAUCAACUCACAAUUGAUCUUAACUCUGUCAUGGCACAGCUCAAGGCUGCAGUCGUUCGUUGGGAAGAUUACAAUGAAGCUAAAUCACGAUUUGAACAUUGGAUCUCAGAAGUAGAAGAAACACUGAAAAAUGUGCCUGAAACUAAGGCUGAACUGGGGGAGAUGAAAACUCUGAUUGAGAGAUACAAGCACCUGCAAGAGGAAGUGAAUGCCAAACAUGCAGACUUAGAGCACCUGGUCUCAGAAGGAGCUGAGCUCUCAGCGUGGGCUGGGCGGCCUGCAGUUCUGGAAGAGGUUCAGCGUCUUCAGAUACGAUGGGAUCAGUUGGCAAGCAAAUGCCUCUCUUGCAGGCAGACUGUGGAACUCGAAAUGCAGGAAUAUUCUGCAUACCACCAGUCACUGCAAGACACAGAGAAAUGGUUACUGCAGAUCUCCUUCCAGUUGAUGGCACACAAUUCUCUGUAUAUUACAAACCGUGAACAGACACAGGAACAAAUAUCUCAGCAUGAGGCACUACUGGCAGAUAUUCAAAAAUAUCAAAAUACUCUGGAUGAUGUCAAGGCGAAAGGAAGAAGUCAGAUAGAACGAUACAUUGGUUCUACACCUGGUAUAGAAGAAACAAUUGAAAAGCAACUUCACAAUGUUCAGGACAGUUACAAUUCUCUACUUAGAACUGCUAUACAAAUUAAGAAUCGACUUUUGGAAUCUCUAGCUAAGUUCCAAGAAUAUGAAGACACACUGGAAAGUAUAAUGCACAAUCUAGAUGGAUAUGAACCGGUAAUAGCAAAGAGUUUGGAGGCACCAGUAGAAAGCCUUAAAGAUGCUCAGCAACAGCUGGAAGAAACGAGGAGCAUGCACAACACACUGCAGGCUGAGAAAGCAAGAUUAGCAGUGGCUGUUCAAGCCUGUGAGGCAGCUGCUGCGUGCAUAUCACGUCCAAGCAGUCCUCAGGACACUGUGCCUCCACCGAUCCCUGACCGUGAGCUGAUAGUCAGAGCACGACUUGAGGACCUUAUUGAUCAGCAACGGCAACCUGGGAAGAAGAAUCUUGAUGAGAAGAGUGAGAAGUUGAGACUUUUACUAGAAAACCUGCAGUCACAUGAAUAUGUUACCAAGAUGGACAGCAUAUGUGAACAGGUGCAGAAUCGACUCUCUGUGCUGACAGCAGCUGUUGGGGAACUAGAGGAACAGCAACGACAGCGAGCGGAGCUUGCUCAGUGGACAAGUGCCAAAGCGACUCAAGUGGCUGAGUGGAAAUCACGCCCAGCAAAACUGAGACCAGAGGCAGCACGUGCUGAGUACCAGUCUAUGGUGGAGCUACAGAAUGCCAUUGCAGAAAGAAGUAACAUUCAGCCACAAGAUGAAGAAAGUGCUGCCCUCAGUGCACAGCUAAAGAACCUCAAUCAAGAGCUGGCAGAUGUCAUGAAGAAAAAACAAGAUUGUCAGAGGGUGAUUGAAAAUUUCCGAACAAAAGUUCAAGAGAUGCACAGUUGGUUUGAUGACUUUGGCAAACGAAUGGAGGUACUGGACAAAGGAAGUGGACUGGAUUGUGGGCGUAAACUAGAAACAAUUUCUGAGAUACAAGCUGAAUUUGAAGAGCAGGGUCCAGAAAAACUUAAUGAAAUCAGGAAACAAGCAUCAAUUGUGAUUGAUGUUGUUAGCAAUCUUGACUCCCAACAAGUGGAAGAACAGCUGAAAUCAGUGGAGCGUCGAUAUAAUGAUGUGGCAAAGCGUAUUCAGCGAAAAGCUCAGGUAUUAGAGAUGGCUUGUAAGGGCUUGGAAGGAGCUCGCCAAGAAAUAAAAGAAGCCCAGGAAUGGAUGCGUGAGAGAAUGAAAGAUGUUAAAUCUCCAUCACCACUGGGUUUUGAAAGCCGUGCAGCCGAAGAUCGGCUUCAGUCUACCAAGGCACUAUUGAAAGAAGUAGAUGGAAAAAAUGUCCUGCUGGAAACCUUAGAAAAGCGUGUUUCUGGAGUAUGCUCAGAGCUGGAAGCUGCUGAGCAAACAUCAUUAGAAAAUGCUAUGCGUUCACUGACUGCAGAUCAUGCAGAUUUAUCAAAUGCAUUACGAGCUGAAAUAAGCAGGAUAACACAAGCUGCUGAUGUUCGACGGAAAUUUGAGGAAGUACUCGAAUCAGCACAAGUCUGGCUGAAGUCUAUUGUUGGUCGCCGUCCUCCUGCAUACCUCCCAUUACGGGCUGCUGCAGUUGAAGCUGAACUUGCACAGCAUAAGGCUCUUGAAAAUGAAAUAAAAGAGUUUUCAGAAAACACACUAACUGAUGUGCAGAGACAGGCUAACAGUCUAAUGAAAGAAUGUGGGGAAAGUGAUAAGAAGAAGUUACAAUCAGUAAUGGAAGCUUUGGUGUCUGAUUUUGAGGCUAUAAAAUCCCAGUCUGCCAAACGCUUGGCAUCUCUGUUAGAACUUUUGCAAUCUCGUCGCCAAUUUGAAGCGGCUAUAGAAGCUGUGGAACACUGGCUACAGGAAGCGGAUGUUGCAACUUCUGCGGAAAUUAGAGCUAGCAGCAUGCCACUGCUUGAAGAGCAACUUGCGAAGUAUGAUCGUCUGAACCAAGAAGCACAGAAAAUGAGAGAAGACAUUGAAAAACUAAUUGAGCAAGGAAAAGCAAUUCUUCCUACUGUUAGUGAUGCAGACAAGCUCACUCUAUCUGAACAGUUGAACAAUAUAAAAGACAAACACGCUCGAAUAUUUGGUCUUAUUGCUGAUCGUUCAGAUGCACUCAAGGCCCAGCUGGAGCAGUACAAGGAGGCAGCAGCCAAAUUGGCAGAGAGUGUUAAUUUUAUGACACAAAUCCAGCAAGACCUAAAAGAAUUAAACAGACCCGUUGGUAGCAAAGUUGAAGAUGUUAAGAGUAUGCUGGCUUCUUAUGAAGAUAUAUUGGCAGAAGUAAAAGCCAAUAAACAAAAGCUUGGUGAUCUACAACUGGGCAGUAUGGGUGACCUGCAAGGAAUUUCCCAGCAACAGGAUGAUCUCAUUGCAGCCAUAGAAUCACAGAUUGCACGUCUGAGACAACUAUUAUUGUUACGUGAACAGUUCAUUGCUUUAAUAACAGAAAUAAUGACCUUCAUAACAAAGUAUACUGAAGUUGUGCGUGAUAUAGAGAAGGGUGGAGACACUGUACAAGAGAAGAUCAAAAAAUAUGAUGAUGUGAUAGUCAAGAUCCAGGAGUGUGAAGCAAUGCUAGCAUCAGCUACAGACAAGGGUCAGCAGAUUGCUGCUGAGGGGACUGCAGCUGACCGGAAUGCAGUGACAGAACAGUUGCAGUCUCUGAAGCAGCAGCUGACAGCCUUAAGACGAGCUGUAGAAAAGCAGCGGGAGGCUCACGAGGCAGCAGCAGCUGAACACCGUAAACUAGCAACCGAGCUGGAAGAGAUUCUUGAUUGGUUACACUCUCAUGAGGCAGAGGUGCGUUCUCGCCCCCUGCUGGAACGAUCUGUUGAGAGUGUGGAUGCCCGUAUUGCUGAGCACAAGGCCCUCGCUACCGAGGUUAACAAGUAUCUGGAUAGAGUGCGAGCUUUGCAGCAGAGCUUACGUCAUGAUGAUGGAAUGCCAUCUUCACUAGUAGAGCAGCUGUCCGAAGCUAGCUCACUGCUGAAUACACUGCCAGCAGAAAUAGAAGACCGUGGACGAUACCUUGACACAAAUAGACAGCUACGAGCAGAUUAUGCAGCCCUUAGGGGCAAGCUGGAAGCUUGGGUGCGAGAUGCUGAAGUCAGGCUUGGGCCUCCAAAUCGUGGAAUUGAUUUUGAAAAUGUGGUACGAGAUCUUGAGGAACAUCGUGCUUUCUUCAGUGGUUCUGGUGAAGCUGCAGUGCGAGAACUAGUGUCCCAAAAUCUUCAGCAGGCUGCUGAUCGUAUCUGGCCAUCACUUACUGGUUCAGAGCAGGAGGAGAUAGGAAGAGAGCAGCAGCAGCACCUACAACUCCUCAAGAACACCUUAAAUUCAGCCCGAUCUCGUAGUGCAAGACUGGAACAAGGUGUGGAAGUCUGGAGAGACUACUGCACUGCCCUCGACAAGGUUCGAGCUGCACUUUCAAGGGCUGAGUUCUCUGAUGAACCUGUUACUACACUAGCUGGCCUUCAGUUCAACAUACAGAAGUUGGAACAUGCUCUCUCUGAUGCAAGGACUCAACAAUCAGAAAUUGACCUUCUCAAUGAACGAGCAGCAGAAAUUGAACAGCAAGCAGACAAUGCAAGUAAAGAACGCAUAGAGAAGGAAGUUGCAGAGUUCAAUUCAAAAUGGUCUGCACUCAUUGCUGGUCUUGAGAACAGGCAAGACACGCUCAUCAAACUUGGUCAGCAUUGGGAGGAAUUUGAAGCUAAAUGGCAGGCAUUUGAGUCUUUACUCAAUGCCAAUGAAGAAAAGGCUCGACACAUUGAUACAACUGUCAGAUCUAAAUCUCAGAUAGUUGACACUAAACAAACAAUUGAAGAUUUACUGAGAGAAGUGGAAGGACAGAAAAGUUUGCAUGGAGAAGUUCUUUUCCUAUCAGGAACUGUACUAACAUAUUUAAAUGCAUUUUCUGAAGCAUCAGCCUCUGCUCUUAAAGCUAAGCUUGACAAGAUGACUGAUGGGUACAAAAGGCUCAUUGAACAGCUGAGGAGCAAAUUAAACAAAGCUACUUCUGAACUUGCACACAUUGAUCAUAUCCAGUUGGAAAUCUGCAGAAUUAAGAAAGAAUUAGAAAAUUUGCAGACAAGAAUUGACGUAUUUUAUGUUUUUGGAGACAACGAGGAAGAAACUGAAACUGCAGUUGAGAAUCUGAAAUCAGAAGUCAGUUCAUUAGUCUCAUCUGCAAAGGAUUUCAUUUCGGACACGAGGGACAAAUACACUGAAUCGCAAAACCUAGUGCCUGCUGACAUUGCUCAAGAGUUGUCAUCUGUAGAACUUGCGUCAGAGAGUGUAUCUAACAAAAUGGAUGAGAAAAGUCGAGAAUUCAAACGAGCUCGCACCCUGCGACAUGAUUAUGCUAAUGAUGUUGGGGAGGUUCAAGCCUGGAUACAGAAUGCAGAGCUGAAAGUUCAAGAUCGUUCAGUGGAGCCUCUGCAGCUCAAAGAAUAUCUUUCACAAAUUCAACUAGAGAUUGGUGGUACUAGUGAUAAAUUAGAGAGACUGACAAAGAAUGGGAAUAUAAUCUGUGAAAAAACAAAGACAGAGGAUGAGAGAACAGUUAUCCAAGGAACUAUCAAUACAUUGACAGACCAGUUUCAGCAGCUGAAAGCGUGGUUAGAUGAAAAGAAGGGACAGGUCAGUGAAGCUCUGGAUGCAUGGCAGCGAUUCAUGACAUUAUAUCAGACUGUGAAAACGUGGGUUGAUGAGAAGCAAACAUUCCUUGUAGAACCACUGCAACUAAGCAGUCUUACUCAGGCACGGCAGAGACUUCAUGAUUACUCUACUGCUGUGAAGAGUUGUAAACAAGUAAGCAAGCAUUUAACUGACAUGCGAAAAGAACUAGAGAGUAUUAGCAAAGUAACAAGUGCUGGUGAUUUACCUGAGAAGCUUGAAGAAGCUGAGGAAGCCAAGAAUGAAGUGGAAUCGCAGUUAAUGGAAAGAAAUGCCUUACUGCAAGAGACCAGUGAGGAGUGGGAACAAUGUGAGAAAAAGAUGAAGGAUAUACGUGCUUGGAUUGAGAAAUCAAAACAAUCACUUGAGUCACCACAGCAUAAAAAGCGACCACUGAAAGAUCAGCUCAAUGCACGGGAGAAGAUAAUGGCCGAGAUUUCCAUCCAGAAAACUAAACUCUCUGUAUCUGUUGAAAAGCUACAGGUACAUUUUCGAUCUGGUGUUGGUGGCGAUUCAAAAGUAUCAGAAGCAGCACAGGAGAUCAUUGGCGAGUUGGAUCAGCUAUUGACAGUUGUGAAAGAACAGGCCGAUGGGCUUGAAACUAGUCUCGGCCAGUUGGAUCGAUAUCAACAGGAGAUACAGCAGCUUCGCCAACAGGUGGUGCAGAUGGAGCAGCAACUCCGCACUGUGAUGGCUCCUAAUUAUUCUCCUCAUGAUAGAGACAAGGCAUUGGAAGAGCAAACUGGCCUUCAACGAGAUAUGGGCGCUUUGAGGACCCGUAUUCAAGUGUUGAUGGACCACAUGCACCAUAUUGAUCCAUAUGUGGUCAUAGUUCCUGAAAAAAUGGACAGCACCGGUGAAGGCACCGAAUAUGACAAAACUGGUGUGCGUCAGAGGGUACCGGCAUAUGCUCUUCCUGUAACAUAUGCCGAUAUUGCUGCAGGUCGCACAAGCCCUUGUCCAUUUGCAGAACAAGUAGACAACAGGAAUGAAAAACCAAUGAGAGUAUCUGUCAUAAAAACAGUUACACAAAAGACACUGACCAAGGAAGUGGAAUCAAGUUCCAAUCUAGCUGAAGAACCAAAAGUGGAAGAGCUUGUGCAAGAAAUGUCACAAAUUCCUCAAAAAAUUAUUAAAGAGCAACAUGAAGAACCAAUCAUUAAUAGCCAGAAUAAUGAAGUCAGUCACAUAAGAGACACAGACACUAUCUCAGAUAUUGAAGUUGCAGAAUGUCCUAAAAACUUAACAGAAAGCAUUGAACCUGAAACUGAAAAACCAGUUACAGAACGGAGAGGCAGAUCUCCAAGGCGUAGAGACAUCACUUGCAAAAUUUCAAAUGUUGCUGAGAUUGUCUUGUCUCCGAACCGUCAGGUGCAUGAAACAGAAGCUGCAGUAACACUUAAACAAGGGAAGUCCGAAAAUCCACAGAUCUUACAUCAGACUCCUAGGAAACAGCAACAGAUAAUUCCAAAAGAAUCUUUAAAACCUGAUCAGAGGCGUGGCCGAUCCCCGAGUCCAAUGUGGAAUCCAGGAUCGACUUCGUAUGCUGAUAUACUUCGCGGGCGACAUGACUGGGGUGUUGAAAGCUAUCAUACACCACAAGACACAGCAGAAUUUCUGCAGCAAGAGGUGCUUGCCCAAGCUGCACAUGUUGAGGCUGUGCCUAUAGUUGAGACAGUUCCAGUGGUUGAGGCAGUACCAGUUGAACCUGUGUCAGCAGUAUUUGAUUACAUUCAGCAGCCACCUGAUCUAGUAGGAUUUAUAGCAUCAGGUCAGCAGCUUCUUAAUUCUGGUCUUGGGACAUAUCAUGCAACUGCUGAGCAGUAUAUUGUGCCCGAGACUUCUUUGGAAAAGCCAGCAGAAGAUUUUGAGACCGUCAUAGUUGAACAGCCAGUUUAUGAGCAAGAAGUGGACCAGCCAGUGUCUUUUAGUGGUAAACAGUCAUACGACUCUGAAGAAUUUGAAAUGAUCGAACAGCCUGAUCAGUUGGAAGAUAAUGUUACUGUUUUGUCCCAUGCACCUGCCAUUCCUGCAGAAGCAGGUGAACUAGCAGCAGAAAAUGAUAACACCUAUUAUGAAAUAUCAGCUGCAGGUAAUGAUACCACCACUGUUGUUACACAUAAAGCGGAAGAGGAACUUCAGAGAACUGAAAACAUAGGAAGUCCUGUUGAUAUUGACCGGUGCCAUAUGUCUUAUGCACAAAUUGUAGCACAAGGACUGUGCACUAAAUCUCUCCAGCCAUCCAGCCAGACAGUGCCGGUGUAUAAAAGCAGACGAAACGAUCGAUCACUUUCUCCUCGACAUAUGUCACCUGCAGGUUGUUAUUCAAGAGAGUGGUCUGCCUCUCCUUCCCGUGAGCGUUUUAAUACGGGGAGGGCUGAGUCAGCUAGAUCUCAUCCGCCUGCACGAAGUGGCUCUGUACCAACAAGUGACACAUCUCUAAGGAGUGUGAACAGUCAAAGUAACCAAGGAAAGAAAGGAGUUUUUGCUGAUGCAAAAACUAAUGCUUCUCUCCAGCCAAAUGUUCCAGCUGAAUGUAAAAAAUCAGGGAGAAACAAACAGAAGAAAAAGAAAAUCACUGGUGAUAUACAGAUGGAUAAUAUUCCUGUACAACAGUCUUUUUUCUUCCCAGAAGUUGAAGACAUUGAUACCUCAACUAAUGGAGAGCAAAAGAUGGAUAUAACUAGCUUAGAAGAUCAAGCUGUGGGUAUCAUGACUUCAACUGAACGGAAAGAUGUAAAUACUAAGAAAAGUAAUAUGAGAAAUACCAAAUCAAAUGCACACAGUCCUCAGACUCCCCUGAUAGCAGAAGAGAUUCUCAGUAACAAAGAAAACCAGGCUCAAAAUGAUUCAAAAAUUAUUGGAACAGAAGAGACGCACAAACAUCAAGGAGAUGUGGUGCCUUCUGAACAAGAUAAAAAGAAGAAACAGAAGAAGAAGAAACCAGAGAAGCUACAAAAUGAUGAUGAAAUAGAAAAAGCAUUGAAGGAAAUUGCUGAAAUGGAACAUUUACAUAUCAAACACAAAGGGAAGAAAGAAUUGCUCCCAGAAACAAAACCUGAGAAAGAAGAAAAGAAAAAUGUCAAGAAAAGUAAAUCAGUAAAUAAUAAUGAGGGUUCUGAGACUGAUCCAAAACAAGGGUCAGAUGGUGGAAUAGCACUGUCAGAAGAUGCAAAUAUCACUCAGGAAUCCAAAACUAAGAAAAAGCCUCAAAACAAGACAGAGGCUGUGAAUUACGAAAAUCAGGAUACACCAAGAUCCAAGCGUAGACGUGGAAAGAAGCAAGUUGAUAAUGGAAGCAAGACAGAAUUAGCUUCAGUUUCCCAUUUGGAUAUGGUUGAAGGUGUCGUGGAAAUCACACAAACAGAUGGCAAAAUAAAUAUUUGUCAUGCCACUGCUUCUAUUCCAUUUGAAGUAGCACAAGAGUCAGAUGAAGUAGUGGUGACACUUUCUGAUCCAAAUAGUAAGAGUGAUCAAAAUGUAGACACACAGAGCAAUACUGCUUCACAAACUAAAACAGCCAGUAGCAGGAGGAGAAAAGGUGGUUCUAAGACUGUGAGUGAAAGCAGUAUUCCAGUUUUAGAGCCUAAUACUCAGAGUACUUCCUCAGCACCCAUCUCACUGGAAGCCGAUGGAAAUAUUCCCUUGAAUGAUCAAGCCGUUAAAGAAAUACAAGAUGCUAUUAGAGAAACAGAUGAUCCAUGUAUUGAUUUUGAAGAGAACAAGGCUGAUCAAUUCCCUAGAAACACACUUCACAACUUGUCCACAAAAAUUACUAAACACCCAACAGAGAUGGAAAAUAAAAUUGUUUCUGAUGCUACAGAUUCUCUACAAAACUGUGAAGAAAAAUUGUUGGCUUCCAAAGCAACAGAAGCUAGCAGUGAAACUACUCCACCUAGUACAGAAAAGUUGGAACUAGAUCACUCUAAAAAGAAUACCAGAAAGUCAAAGAAAGCUAAACAUUUAAAUAAUAAGGAUUUAAAUAGUCACGUAAAUAAACCUGGAUUUAAAUCUGUUGAACAGACACAAUUGUUAUACACAGAGAGAGGAAGUCUGGAACCACACCAUAAAAAUUAUAGUGCUGAUAACAACAUUUGUGAAGUAGAGAGUAGUAAUUUAAUUUCAAAUGCAGAAAAUGAGCUUACAGUUGAAAAGAAGCAUGCUUUAGAAGAAACAUUCACAUUGGAGAAACCACUCAGUAUUUCUGAAGACGUUGAUGUUCUAAGCAAUGCUAAGUGCCUAGAAGAAGAUGCAGUGAAAAUGGGAGAAACAACCAAACAUCAAAUACCAAAAGAAAUAAUGUUAUUGCAAAAAGCAAGGGAUGUAGAUGCCAAAGAGCUGGAAGUAAUGAAACAGCCAACUAUGGAAAGUGGAGAAUGCAAAAUGCCAGCAUCCCAAGAGGAUGAAGUUGUUUCAUUGUGUUCAGAAAUACACACCUCUGAAAAGACAGGAUUUUCUCCAUCAACAGGAAUGGAUGAUAUGAAGUUGACAACUGUGACGACACAGACGAUGAUAAAGGACUUACCUACUGAAAUGAAUACCAGCCAUCCAGUUGGGGGAGAGACACAUGUGCAUGAAAGAGAAAUUGUUCCUAAAUUGAGUGAUGAAAAUAUUUCUCCUUCAACCCCAUCCACAGAAGACACAACACAAAAUGCAGACUCCGUUAGUAUGACUAAGAAGAAGAAAAACAAGAGGACAAAACAAUUGAAAUCGGGAAAGAUAAAAAUAUCUGAGGAGUUAAAUAUCCAUGUUGAAAAGGAAGUAAGUCCAGAGCAGGACCAAAUGAAUGAAUUGAAACAUGACGAGGCUCCUGGGAAGAGUCAUAGCAUUGUCAUGGAGACAAUAUCUUCAGAACAACCUACAAAUGAUUCAGAAUUCAAAACUGGAGAAGAACUGGCAGAUCAGGAGAUUCAAAAACAGUGUGACACAAAAUCAGAUGACACACUAGACAUUAAGAAAAAGAGCCGCAGUAAACGUAGUAAGAAAAUGAAGUCAGAAGAGACUACUCCAGCCAGCCCUAAGUUUCCAGGUGUGGAUAUUGUGCCUUCCAACAGAUCUCUUGAUGAACAAGUGCCAUUACAAAGUACUACAUCCCAAGAAAAAUUUGUGUCAGACAGCACUAAUGUUGGUGGGAACUCUACCCAGAAGCCAGCAUCUUCUAAAAAGAGCAAAAAACAGAAAAGCAAGGCCAUCACUUCAGAUGCGGACAGUGCACCAAAGGAAAUUGUUAAAGAUGUAUCUGGUGAAGGAAUAAGUGGCAGGAAAGUUGUGACUAUUGUUGAUAAGGUGGAACUAGAACAUAUAGACCCACCAGAGCUACAUAUGAUGCAAACUUCUCCAAGCCAAGGACAACUCAGUGAGGAGAUCAAGGAAACAAAAUUAGCUGACCAGAAGAUCACAACAGAGCAAUUCAUUUGGAAGGAAAGAAAAAUGUUGGAAACCAUCAGUGAUAAUCUGGCAGAGACCGCAAAAGUAGGUAGUGAAGCAAUUUCCAGUGUGCAGCUUGUACAUCCUAGAGAGUUUCUUGUGAAAGAAAACUCUAACGAAGAAAUUAAACCAUCUAUAGGAAAUAAAAGUGAAAAAUGUGAUAGAGUUACAGAAUCAAUAGAAAUAGCUAGUGAUGUUGUGGAAACCCCGGGAGAGUUCGUAGUGGCAGAAAACUUUAGUAGAGAAGUGAAACCAUCUAUAGGAAAUGAAACUGAAAAAUAUGUUACAGCUACUAAACCGAUAGAAAUCAGUAGUGUUACUGCUACUGAAACCCCAGAAAAACCAUUAAGUUUUCAGGACUCUGAAAGACCAGAGCUGAUGGAUACAGAGUUAGGAGCCACAAAUUUAAGAACACAAAAGGAAGAAAAGAUGAAUGACUUUGUACCACCGCAUGUAAAUUUGUUACACUUUGAAGCUGAAUAUACGAGUAUACCUGGCACUUCAUCUGAUAACAUGCAGGAAAAUGUUUUUAUUGAAAACAAGCUAAAAAUUGAUAAUGAAGUAAUGAUUGAGAGUCAAGAUACACAGUCUGGUAGAAAAGAAACUGAACAUCCUUUGAAAUCUGAAACAUCAGAUCCUGGAAUUACUAAAGAUAUUAGUUCUUCCACUGCUGUCUCUGCUCAAGGAGAAGCUACAAGCAAGAAAGGUGCUGUUGAACAAGAGAUUCAAAUUCUUUGUGAUGAUGUCACCCAAGAUGCUGAGAUGUGUAUUUGUGAUGCUUAUGCUCCAGAGGGAAGCAGUUUCACAGCAGCUGUAGAUUAUAUUGAAUACAAGAAACCUUGCCCUCAGAUACAAGAUGUGUUGCAGGCACCAGAGAGUCAGCAAAUGAAAAGUGAGGAACCGUCAAGUCAGUACCAGGAGGUAGAGUCGGAGGAAAUGUGGUUAGAGAAGACAACACGACAGAGUGAGGAAGAUAAACCACUGGAAACACCUGAUCAUGGCAAGGAAGAAGAGUUCCAAGAAGAAAGUGUGCAGGGUGGGAGAGAUAAGCUGAACAAAGCAGGAGUUAUUGACAAAGGAGCCAGUGCAGGGAAAAAAGGAAAGAAAUCGACCAAAAGAGAUGUUAAGUUAAAAUCCACUUCAGAUAAUGCGAAAGAUAAAACUCAUCCUUCUCCAGUAUCUGUGUCAACUGAAACACAUAAGUUUGUGGAAGAAAUAAGAAGCGCAGAAAGCAUGAAGUUAGAACUGUUGCCAGAUGUGAAACAACAUACGGACUCUGACAGUCAAGUAAAACCUGAAGGGCUUAGUAAAGUAGAGCCUACUUUAGUAGAUACAGCAAAUGCAGACUCUCAAAUAAAAAGACAAAAACCAAAUAAGAAAGUAAAAAAAGUAAAAAUUGUUUCUGAACUAAAAGCUGACACCUCAGGUGCUGAACAUACUAUGCAUGAAGCUAUUCCAAAAUCACCAAUUUCUGAUUCUGAACAUUCUGCACAAGAAGAAAGUACAGGUAAGAAAAAGAAAACAAAGAAACCCAAGAAUAAAUUACCCAUUGAAGGUGGGCCAAAACAGAAGUCAGAAACUGAUGCAAAGAACAUAUCUGAUGAGACUGUGACUGAUGUAAAGAAGACAACAGAUGCACCUUUACAGAGACGAGAUACAAGGAAGAAACUUCAGCGACCUGCUGACAUAAUACCACCGCUACAUUUAGAGGAAAGAGCUACUAAGAACUCUGAAGCUCAAGAUGUGCCUAAUCAACAUUCUUUCUUAGGUGCACCUUCACACCGUACUUCACCUUUUAUUCCUGAAGUGCUCACUGACUUGGAAAGUGUGGUUUUGACACCUGAAUGGAUGGCAAAAUCACCUCCAGUAAGGACAAUCAUAGAAAAUCCUUUUGUUAGUAACACCAUCCAUCAGCAGGAUAAUGUGGUCAUUGCUGAAAGCCCUAGGGAUCAUUUUGAUGAAAGUCAAAAUGACAAAGAGGACGAUUCUUUGCUACUAUUAUCUGGCAGUACUCCUCCAUCAUCAUUCAAUGUUUUCCCUCAGUCUCCUGUAUCAGCAGAAUCAGAUUCUGGUAUUGCAGAUGAACUUCUUAGUCCCAGACAGGAAGAUGUUUGUGGCUUGGGUUUGGAUGAAAAUGCAGCCAUUUUUGGAUCAGUGAAAGAGAGGUCAAGAAAGCCAAGGAAGAUUGUUGAAAUAAUAGCACCCACUGAUAAAAGUUUUGAGGAAGAAAUUAAGGAACAGGAGUUCUCUGUUGGUUUGGAUAGUGUUGAAGACCAAAGUUCCAUUGAGGAAAAUGUUAAAAAGCUUCAGCAAAAAAUGAAGAAAAGGAAACAACGUCCAAAAAUACCAGAAGAGUUCAUUAGUUCUUCACAGAAUAGAGAUGUUAUUCGUGCUGAGUUGGGUGAGUCUACAUUUGACAGACCUACAGAAAUAGAUGUUCCAGUCACUGAAGGGAAGGAAGUUCCAGCACCUCAUACCAAUGACCUGAAAAAUGUUGGUGAUGUGCAACAAAUUCUCACCUCCGUUGACAACGACAACAGUUUAUCAAAUGUUAAAGUUAAGUCAUACGAGAAACAGGAUAGCAUCACAGGCAGUGUUGAAGACGUUGACUCACGCUGUCAGGAAGCUAAUGUAGAGAAAGAUGUCACUGUUAUGACAACUUCCAAAUUAAUAUCAGAUGUUAUCUCCCCAGAAACAACAGCAAGCCCAUUUAGUGAUGCAUGGAUUAAUGCACUUGAUGAGCCUAUCUUGUUUGAUGAUAGUGAUGAAGAUACGUCUAAGCUUAUUGAAAGUCAUAACAAAGAGUGCAGUAUGAACACACAAGUAUCUUUGAUAAAUAAAGAAGAAAUGCCCUCUGGAAAAAUAGAAGUAAAAGAUACUCUUUUGGAAGAAAUCUCGUCAUUGGUUACUACACAUUUAGCUCCAGAUGAGGAUGUAGAGCCAAAACUUAAGGAUGAAGAUCUUCAGAAAAACAGAACAGAUAUGUCUGAUAAAAUCCUUGAAGACAAUCAGACAGACAAAAGUCAUUAUCAGCAUGAUCUAUUCAAUAAUGACGUUACAAGAAAGGAUACAGUAAAGCCAAAGGAGAUUGUGGGAAGUGAACUGGAACAAGAAGCAUGCAAAGAAGUUACUGCUGAUGACAGAGGAUUACUAGUGACUCAUGACAUUCAGAAAACCGAAAUCACUGACUUCCUUAGCCCACCCACUGGCAGUAUUGAGACACAACUGCAAAAUCCUAUAGAGAAAGCCAAAGAGCUGGAAACUGUGGCUAUUCGAUAUGAAACAAGUGACAGUGAUUAUAAAAACAAAGAAAAGUUAAAGUUCAUUUCCCUGGAUGCAUGGCCGAUAUGUCACACAUACCAGGAGAGUGAAGCAAAGUGGCAACUAAUAAAUGCAGAGCAUAUAAAAAAUGAAAAGGAAGGUGAAGUGAGAGUGAAGUCUGUUGUGACUCCUGCAAAGACUGAAGAGAGGCCAGAGUUCCCAGAUGAAAAACAAGUCGCAUUACCAUGCAGUAAACAAGAUCAUCAUGAGAGUGCUCCUCUAUUUACAAAUACAUUGCGGUAUGAUGUUAUUUCUAUAUAUGAAGCAGAGAGAGACUGGCAGGAAAGUAAAUCAUUAAAACAGAGUAAUUUGGAUUAUGAUUCUGAUGUUGCCCGAGUGACUACAGGUGCAGAAAUAAGUGAGGAAGAUAGGCAACCAGAUUCUGACAUACAGACGAUCAUGAUUGAUGGAAGUGCAAUUCAAGAUAAUGUGAAACUAAGAGAAACAGAGGAUGCAGACUCUAAUGAUGUAAAGUUGAAAACAGCUACACAAGAAGCAUUAAUACCAGGAAGCACUGAUAAACAAAAAAUAAAUCCUGUACAAAAGUAUGCCCUUGAAUGUCUUGCACAAGAAAGACCCUGGAACGAUUUCUUGAAGUUCGUUGAUGCUGAAAAACAGUGGAAGAAAUUAACCAUGCAGAAGUCACUUAGAUUUCAGGUUUCUGCAUUGGCUACUGAAAACCUUACACAGGAGGUAAUUGUUACUGAAAAGCCAGUGGAACCUGUGAAACAUGUGACUGCCGAGAGAAACACAGAAACUGAAACAAUGCCAUCUGCACAACAUUCUGCUCUUGAGAACUUGGCAAAUGAAAGGCAUUGGAAUGAUUCUCUGAAGCUGAUUCAUGCUGAGAGGCAAUGGAAGGAACUCGAUGCCAUGAAGGACACACCCACUUCAGCAGUGUCUGUCUCCACAACACUAGAAGAAGGAGUUGUUGACAGUACACAGAUAGUUAUUAAACCAGUAAAAACUCUCAAGCAGAUAUUUGCUGAUGGGUUUGAGGAAUUUGUGCCCAAAAAUAGAGUUGCUGCUUUUGUAAGUGCUGAAGGUGAAGGAAUUCAGAUUACAAAGGAGCCUUUUAUGGAAACAGAUAGGGUACAAAUUCUUGAAGACAGUGUGCCAGUAAGUCAGCAUCUUGAUUGUACAACUUUAAAUGUGGGGAUUGGAGAUAUUGAUAGGGAGGAGAUUCAUUUUACAGAUUUGACACAUAAAGAUGAUAGUAACCAAGAGUUUAUAUCUUCUGUUACACCAGAAACACAAACUGAUGUGUCAUCUGGAAAAUCAUGGGCAGAUAUUGUUGCUAGCAAGCCUGAAACAACUGUAAAAAUGUCACCACCUCAUGAAGAAACUACUGAGUCUGCAGCUGGUAGUUUGGAUACUGAGAAAUCAGCUGUUGUGGAGGGCACAAAGUUACUGUUAUAUCCUACAGAACAAUCUGUAAUGUCAUUACCAAAGAUACAGAUACAGCAACAAGAAGAAGAAGAUGAUGAUAUUAAUCUUGGUGACACUGCUCAAAAAAUUGAUCCAGAUGGUUUUAUUGAGAUUGUUUCUAAGAAAGAGUUAAGGAGAAGACGGUCAAGAUCCAGAUCAGGCUCACGCAUUAGUAGUGAUGUAUCAAAGGAAAAUGAUGUAGUUUAUUCUGAAAAUGCUCUUGUAUCAGAAAAUGUUAAAGACCCCUCUGAUGAAAGUAAGAUUUUGAGGGCAGAAAUAAAAAUUAGUUCCGUAGAUGUCCCCUUUGAGAAGAACCAUGACUUGAAGCUGAAGCAAAGGCAGUUAUCAGGUCCAGCAGAUGAGAACACCAGGGAACAAACCUCAAUUUCUGCAGCUGAUUCAAAUGACUUUAAAGACGAAGAUAAAAGCAAAAUGAAACGUGAAAGAUCACAACAGAGACUAGCUACGAACGAUAGGCACAGGAUUCGCAGAGACAGUAGCCGAAAGAAACAUUACUCUGAAAGUGAACGUGAAGUUGAUGAGAUAUUACGUGUAUUGCAAAAGGAGGAAAUACUGCGACAGUUUAUUCCCCUUGAUGAAACUUUCUGGGCAAAUAAAUGGAAAUUUCAUGAUUCAGAAGUUCAGUGGCAGACACUUCUAGCCUUGUCAAGAUCAUCAUUAACUGAACAAACUUCAGAAGUAGAGGCUUACAAUGGUGAUGAUCAUCGACGAGAUAAGGAUGAUGGGGGAAGCAGUGGGAACAGUUCACCAGGCUCCAGAACUCCUAGAGGUGUUGGUGAGGGAGGGCAUCCUGACACCACGACAGAGGUGCUAAGUGCUGAUCUGCCAGGUGGCAUGUGCAGCUGGCCUGCUGAAAGCACCUACCUUUCCUUAGAAGAACACACGUCCCGCCUCGCCCACAGAGUUGCAGAGGAUGUCUUCACCAACCUGGAGGAAGAGCCGCACAUCAGUCUUGCCAAGGACGAUUGGGUAUCACAGCUGAAGACUUCAAUUGCUUCAGACACAGAGAACCUGCACAAGAAGAUAGAAAUUUCAGAAAAGGAUCUGAGUAGUUUGCCAACAGAUAACCUCUUGAACAUGUUGAACAGCAUCACAAAAAUCAUAGAAGACUUGGAAGAGAGAGAGCAAGAAUUAACACAGUUAGAACGUUUGCUGCGUGAACUGCCUCAAGAUGUGGAAUGUCAGUCACUUACAGCAAGUCUCUGUGGCCUUCGCACUCACCUGUUAACUCUAGUCUCAAAUGCUGAACAGAAUCGGGCAACUGUUGAGUCUGCCUGGCAGCUGCAACAACGUCGGCAAGAAGAAGUGAAACAGUAUCAGAUAUUGCUUUCUGAACUGGAACAGUGGUUGAAAUCAGCAAAGGUGGUGCUAAGUGCAGAUAUCCAGGAAGCAUCAGCACCAGUCUUGCGUGAACAUAUUACUGCACAUAAGGUCCUAUCAGAAGAGCUGAAGCUUAGAGAAGCUCAACUGACUGAGUUGGCUCAGUUAUGCCACAAUCUUCAGGAUUAUGCAGAUGUGCAUCACCUUGCAACAGUGUUGUUCCAGCAGUUGUCUCAGAUGGAAUCUGCUAUUCGUGAAGCAUCUGAACAGAUAAAUAUCCGCUUAGGUGUACUAAAGGAGUCACUCAUUGCAGAAGAGCAAAAACCAGUUCUCACUUCACAAGAGGAACAAAUGUCCAUCACACCUGCUGAGCUUGUGCCACCUUUACCACAGCCUUCUCCUGUAGUUGAACCUGAUACCCAUCCUGAAGUAGUUGAUGAAGGAUUUGUUUUGGUGUCUUGCCCUGAUGUUCGCGAUACUGCUACCUUCCCUGAGCUUAUUUUACCACCAUCACAGAGAGAUGAGCAGUUUAUUGGGGAGGAGAAGUUGAUAUUAUCCAGAGAAAGAACAGAUGACACAUUGAAUUCUGAUGCAUCCUCAAUGCCCUAUGAGGAAGUUGUUUUGACUACUCCAAUACCUAAUAAAGAUGAAACUGCAGUGUUACAUGCUGAAUCUCAGACUGGACCCAGCUUAUUAAUGGAUCUGUCAGACAGAGCACCUGUAGAAGAGCAUGACAGAGCUUACGGAAAAGCCCAGCCAGUAGACAUGGAGAUACAAACAGAUCUGUUAUCACGUGUUUUACCUGACUCAGAUGUUGCAGUUCAGGUACAACCAUUCCCAUCAUUGGAUAGAGUUGAAAAAGAUAGCAUCAAAGUGUCACAGAAGACAGAGGGCAAUGAGGAGACUAUAGAAAUAUCUACAAAGAAGAUAGCAGAAAUUUCCAAGCCUGUAAGGGAAGUAGGUGACAGUGACUUAUUAGUCCAACUGAAAUCCAAGAGCAAGAAAGGUGAAGAAAGCAAGGAUGAUAUUGAUCCAGUUUCUUCUGAAUUGAAAAUUACACAUACAGUUCCACAGUCAUUUGAAACAGUUGUUGUAGAACCAGGUGAAUCAACUACAGAAGUGAUUGUCGAUGCAGAUGGCUCAAAGAGAGUUAUUGUUCGCAAGACACACAGGACAGUGGUUAUGCGACAGCAACGUGGUAUAAUACAAGAACAUCACUCUACAAUGUUGUCAUCGGAUCGUGCUGGUGUUCCUGCUGCUGAGCUAUUAACACUGUCAGGCAUUACUCCAGACAGUGAGCAGAAAUUACCAGCAAAAAUUGAGGAGUUCCCUGAGGGUCCUGUCACAGACUAUGUACAUACCAGCAGUUCUGUUGUGCCUGUACCAGAAACAGUUUUGGAACCUAUUGAAUCUCAAAAUAUUGAAGUUCAGGUGGAUUCAUCUGAAUUUCCGUCACACGACAGUGCACCAGUUGUUCAGCAUGUUACAAGAAAAAUAAUUAGAAGGAUCCGAAGACGUAUUAUACGAAAAAUAGUUGUAAUAAAUGGUAAAGAACAAGUUACAGAAGAAGUAAUUGAAGAACCAGAAGAAAUCGAAGUAUUGGAAGAUGGCCGGCCAAAGAUUGCCAUUGAGGGUCAAAAUAAUGAUGACAAAGUCCUUUUGGUUGAACCCAGUACAGACAUAAACAUCCAAAAAGAAAUUUCUUACCAAACAGUGCCAGCAGGUACUAAAGUAACUACUACACAGCUGUUUCUAAAUGCAGAACGUUUACUGGGUAUGCCUGUAAAGACAGAACAUGAACAACAAGAUGGGAGCAGAAUACCAGAAGAAAAACAAAUAUAUGAAAAAGCACUAAUGAUUGAACCAUUAGAAACAAAUAUACAGAUAAGAGGAACUGAUACUGACCAGUAUCUUUACUCUUCAGUUUCAUCAGGUAGUGAUCAGCAUAAAGGAUAUAGUGAAGUGGAAAUUCCUGAAGGAGUAGUUCCUGAAGAUUCAAAAAGCCUUUCUCCUCCAGCUCAUGUACUACCAAAGGUGCCAACUGCUGAUGACAAAGUGGAACAAUUACCAGAGGAAACAGAGAAGCAUGAAACAGUUGUUGACAAACCUCUACCAAAGGUGCCAGCUGCUGAUGACAAAGUGGAACAACUAGCAGAGGAAACAGAGAAGCCUGAAACAGUUGUUGACAAACCUCAUCCAACAGAUAAACCAACUGAAGAAACUAUUGUAAAAUCGUUGGAAGAGCCUGCAGUAUCCAAAUCUGCAACCAUAUCUCCAAAACCUAAAUUGGCUGUUGAAACAGAAACAGAAAAACAUGUUAGUCAGCUGGAGGAUGACAGUUUACCAAAACCUACUGUGCAUGAACAGGAGCAUGAUAGCACUAAGGAAGAAGACAAGACUAUACCACUUCAGGAUUCCACAGAAACUUCUUUAGCUGAGUCGACAAAUAUUACAUUGUCUUUGUCUGGGUCAACUGGUCCAUCAAAAGUGACAGAAGAGGAAAUAAUUUUCUUGGACACGUCCAUUCAUUCAGCAGACAGUACUCGCAAAGCAGAGACAGAUGAUACUGGUUAUGAACCAGAAGACAAAACAUUUGAUGAACCUUCUCUCUCAGAAGAUGCGAAAAAACAAACAAAAAAGAAAAAGAGGAGGAGAAAACCAAAGGAAAAACUAAAGGAACCAUCAUCACCAGAUUCUAGAGCAGCAGAAGCAGAAGAAAUUGAAGACUUGGUAGACAUAGACACUUCAGAUAAAAUUCAUCCUGAAUCACUGACAAAAACAGGUUUGAGUGGAACAUUGGAUAGGAAAGGUACAAAAAGAAAAAGAGAUAAAAAGGAUGAUGAGGAAAUGAUGCCUGAACUGAGUGCAGAAGAGGUAGAAGAUUACAGCCCUCGAACAUCAUUGGAAGAUUUCCUGCGAGCUGAAAGGGGCUCAGCUCAGUUACCAAAAGAGACUUAUUCAGUACCAAGAAGUGAAGAGUUUGUUAGGCAGACUCCACAGGCAGUGCCUUCCUCUGUUGAAGAAACACCAGGAACGGUCACAGCUAUGGAUACCAUACACACUGUUGAAAAACUGACACUUGAUCCCAAUGAACAACUGGAUAAACCAGAACAUAUUUCAGCUGUGGAUAUCACUCCCAAGGAAGCUGAAACAGAAACAACAUCAAUGCCUGGUGAUGAAACACUUUCCACGUUUACAGAAGUACCGGUGGAAACUUUAGUUGUCAAACCUGAAGAGGGUCAACUUACUCAAGACCAAGAAAGUGUUCAGACAUCUGAACUAGCAACUCAGACAAUAACAGCUGAUCUGACUCCCACACAGGAAGGAGAGAUGCAGACUUCUCCAGAUCUUUUUAAGAUGUCAUUAUCUGAAACUAUAGAAACAUCAGCUCAGACAGUAGCAGAUGCUAUUCCAGUACAAGAGGUAUCUUCGCAGACAGAGACACUGCUGCCUGGAGACCAGUCUGUUGCAGAAACGGAAGUUUCACCUGUCUGCAAAGAAGAUCAUCUUGUAGCUACAACUGAAAUGUCAAUGCAGACCUCACCAGAAGCAAUCAUAGUGUGUCAUGAAGAAUCUCAGACUGUAACACAAGCAAGUCAACCUGUAGAAUCUUCAGAGUUUUCCAUGCAGACAGUAACAGAGGAUCUAAUUCCCACUCAAGAAGAAAUAGUACAGACAUCUCCAGAUCUUAUUGAAGUGUCACAGGCAGAGACUGUAGUGACAUCAGUACAAACUAAUGUAAUUCCUACUCAAGAAAUAUCCAUGCAGACACUUCCACAUGAAGCUGCAGAUGAUGUUAUUGACACAUCUGUGCAAACACAUAAAGAAGAUCUAGUGCCAACACAAGAAGGCUCUGUGCAGACUAUUGCAGAUAUAGGGCAGCUUCCUCCCGAAGUCUCAGAGAUGUCUUGUCAGACUACUGCAGAUGAGGAGGGCUUGACAGCACCAACAAAUGUAAUUGAAGCAGAAACUGCAGAACUGUCUGUACAGACAUCAGAGGAACUAAUACCGGUGAAAGAAUACGCCAGCCAAGCCUCUGGCUCUGAAUUGCCAAUUUCUGAAAAUGCAGAAAUAUCUGUCCAGACUUUGCAAGAAGAAAUUGCUCCAGUGCAAGAUGAUUCUAUUCAGACAACCCCAGUGAUGGAAACAGAAACUGCUGAAAUACAUAUCCAGACUAAUAAAGAAGAUCUCACACCAACAGUUGAGAAAACAAUGCAAACAAUGACCCCAGAAUUAGAUGCGGUUGUUGAAACAGAUACCUUUGAGAUCUCUGUCCAGACAAUAAAAGAAGAAACUGUGCCAACUACAGAGACUUCUAUGCAGACAGUGACUCCAGAACCUAAACAUGAUCCUGUUAAAGUUACAGCCACACAACAGACAUCACCAGAUUUCAUCACAAUUACUGAGAGUACAGAGCCAGAAGAAUUUGAGGUCUCUCAACCAGCAGCUGAUUCAAAUGAACCUCUUGCUGCAUUGGAUGUACCUAUGCCUCCUGAAGAAUCGCAAACAAAUGAAGCUCAACUCAGUGAAGUGUCUGUGCAGACUAAAACUCCUGAAUCCCCAGAAAAACUUGAAGUGGCAAUUGAAGCUGGUGAAGUCAUAGCAGUGGCUGAAGCAUUUGCACAAACUACUACUCCUGAACCUGUAAGAAAUGCUGAGGUAUCUGUGCAGACCAGUAAAAGGCAAACACCAGAGAAAUAUGAUGAAACUUCAGAUCUAGCAGACUCAUCAAGUAUAGAUAUAUCUGAAGUUUCAGUACAAAGUAAUAAAGACACACCUCCCACUUUUGGAGAAAUGCUACAGAGCUGUAAGCCAGAUAUUGAAGGACAAAUUUCAAAACACACAGAAGAUGCUGUUCAUGUUACCAGUCCCAAGGUCGAACAGGCACUACAGGGCUCAUUGUCAGAAAUUCCUCUGACAGGGAAGUUGGCAACAGCAGAUCUGUCUACACAGCUAAAAUUCCAGGAUAUAGUGCCAACACAGGAAGAAUUUGCCCAGACAUCACCUUUUGAAACUCAUAAGCAAAUAGAGGUGCCACUACCUUUGAAAGACAUCAAUGUGACUGAAACUAGCAUGCAAACAAGUCCUGUUCAGAUAAGCAGCUUAGAGGAAAGCACAUCACCAUCAAUUUCUGAUGAACCAUAUGAAAUACAAAUUCAGGCAUCUAUAAUGUACACUUCAUCUGGACUGCCUACGGUGGAAACUAAAGUCACAAAGCCUGGAGAUACUCAAAGUGAAACAGUUCAUGAUCAGGAAAGCAACAUAACAAGAUUUGAACCAAGGUCUCAGUCAGAAGUAUUGGCUGGAGAUCCUAAAAGAAGUAGCCAUGAACAGAAAUACACAUCAGACAUUGAUGGGUAUGGUCAAGUUUCUAAACAAGACUCUGCAAAUCAAUUAGAUAAGAUGAAGUAUUCAACAGCAAAAGAUGAAGUUGGGUACAAAGUAAGUUAUGAUAGCCAUGAGAAACCAGAUUUGUUACAACAGCAAAUCAAAAUUGGCAAAACUGAAGAUUUUUCAGUAGUAUACAGUGAUACACCAGAAACAACAGAAACUUCUCUUCAGUUGAGAGAACCGAAGACUGUUUAUCUGUCUUCAGCAGGUACUCCAAGGGAGGUACUUCCAUUAGAGGCACAAGGAGCUUCACCUUAUGCAGUUACCACCGUGCAUUCAUCAGAUGAAGGUACUGCACCAGCUCAUGAAAUAUUGUUGGAUGCUGAUGGAAAAAGGAAAGAGGAGGAGAAAUCAGGGGAGGAAAUGAAAACUGAGAAGGAAGAGAAAGGAGAUGAACUUACAUCACAUACAGCUGACACAACAAGCAAAUACAUAUGUAUGGUAAAGGAUACUGCUGUGCCAUCCUACAAAGAUGCAGUUGAGUUACCAGACACUCAGGAAAGGAGCCUGAAAUUAGGGGACAAGGUUUCACCAGAGAAUGAUGCAGCUGCUGUUAAAGCAAAACAUCCGCUUCAUGAUCAGGAGGUAUCUUCUCUUCUUGUAAAAUCAAUUGGCGAUCAUGAGCAAUCUGUUACAGCUAGUAGAGGUGACAGUGAACCUACAUCAUUGUUCGGUGCAGAUCAGUUGCUGUCUCCAGUCUCUGUUCCAGUAUCUACAGACAUGAUAGCUUCAGAGAAAGGUGUUCAGUUGUUGAAGUUUUCAUCAGACAUAGAUACAGAUCAUGAGAAGCCUAGAGCAACUACUGUUUCAUCAACACUGCAAGGUACUGAACUUGGAGAAACCACUGAGUCAUUCCCUGAUGUUGCCAGGGACCAGUUAAUAGAUGUUACCACAGUGUCUCUGUCAGAUGGUAGACCCUUGAAACACUCUGAGCUGCAGCAGUUUAUAAUGGAGGAAAAACAAAAAUCAUCACCAAAGAAUAGGGCACUAAGUGUUGUAGAAGAUGCCAAAUGGAAACAAGCAAGUAACUUGGUUGUAGAACGAGUAAAAAAUCUACAAAAUGCUCGACGCACUACUCAUUUAUCAGGUAUGCUCUGCCUUGCUUCCUUACAUGAAGUUGUCGCAGAAGAAUCAGUUGAACAAAGGAAUACAGCACUUCAGCAGAAUUUGAAUCUCCUGAGGACUGCUGCAAAGAGCAGAGAUGUUAUUGUUAUACAGAGAACUGUAAUAACAACGAUAGAAACAAUUUCAACUUGGCUCGAAACAGUUGAAUAUCGCGUUUUCUUGAAUCGGCAGAAGCAGGCUACUACAUCACCAACACAAGAAGAAAUUAAAAGACAGUUUACUACACUUAAAAAUGAGAUAAGUACUAUUGAAGAGAAUGUUGGUGAAUUGGGAAACAUCUUAGAGGAAACAGAAGGCAUCUGCAAUGAAGAUGAUAAAGCUCGAAUGAAGGAAUGUGUUAUAUCACUACAGGAGCAAGUGAAGGCUGUGGAAGAGGUGGCUCAGGAGACAGAAGAGAGAGCUGCAAGGGAACAUGGACGCUGGGAGGAGUUCCUGAAUGCUGUUAACAACAUCAGUGUUCUAGUUGAAGAACUGAGAAAUCAGGUGGAGGAAAUGUCAGAGUCUGACCUGCCUGCCCGAGAGAAAUUGUGCCAGCUAGAUGAGGCUGAGAGUAUGAAUCACAGCCAUAGGGAGCAAACAUCUCAGCUGUUGCUGACAGCACGUCAGCUUCUUCGUGAUUUUCCAGGCCGGGAAGUCCCUCCUGAGACAUAUGCUGCACACGAGACAACCCGUAUUAUAGAACUAGCAGUGGCUUGUCAGAGGGACAAGGUUCUACAGCAGCUUGCUCUUUCUGACGAGUAUGAGCAAACUCUCCGUGAGUUCGCACAAAUAACAGAUGUUGCUGAUGCUCUUGUAGAAAACGACACUGCGGUGCAGGACCUCAACCACCUGCAAGAAGAAAUGCAGAAACACCGUAAGUUUUUUGUAAAUCUGAGUCAUUGUCGCAGUAUUCUUGAAUCUUUGGAGGGAAAUUUGGACAGUGAGACACGAGCUGCACACCAUGCCCUUCACCAGAGCCUUCACAGACGUGCAACAGCUAUCUUGGAUAAAGCAGCAGCACGAGCACAGCAAAUGGCAUUGGCCGCAUCUCGCUGGACUGUUUUGGAACAAGGCAUGCGUGAUGAAUGUGGCUGGUUAGCUGUGGCACAGCAGCGCUUGCCAGACUUGACUGCUGUAACUACUAGUGAUUUCCACCAGUACAUAUCACUUUUUCAGUCUUUAGCUGCUGACUGUGCAACCCAUCAGGCCCGUAUUGCUCACUUGCUUGAAACAGCACAGAGACUGCAAGAACUAGUCACUUGUGUGGGCUUGGAGACCCGCUAUGAUGAAACUGUCAGUGUGUUACUUCAGUUACAAGAUGAUGUUGCUGCCAACUUAAGACGCCUAGUUGCAUUCCGUGAACACUGGACUGCCUAUGAUGCCUUAGCAACGAGACUCGAUAAUUGGAUUAUUUCAGCUGAUAAAGAGCUUGACCAGAUAUCCAGCUCUACUGGUACACUUACUGGCAGUAUGAGGCAGUUCUGGGAACUGAAGGCACAAUAUGAGUUGCACAAUGGACUACGAUCAGAAGCUGGAAAUUGCUUUGAUGCUGCAAUGCGUACACUUCCUGUUGCGGAUGAAAUGCUGCAAAGGCAGCUGCAUGCACAAUUGGAGGAACGGUGGCAGCGCCUAUCAGGGCGAGUUAUAACUGUGAGGGAUGCAGCAACACGUGGUAUUGAAGAUGAAUCAGUACCACUUGCUGACAGGCUUGCUGUACUCGCUGGUGAGCUAAACGAACUACAGGCUGCCCUGGAUGACAUGCAUGGUGUCUUGCGCUCACCUGACGAACUGGACUUAUACAUUCAGAGGCUUCAGGUGAUGAAAGAACGCCUUGAUGGUAUCCAGGAGGAACUGGGAAGGCUAGGUCUGCUAUCAGCAGAACAAUCAGAUAUGGUAGGCUCACUACUUGGUGGUGCCCGGCAGUUGGAGCUACAGGUCUCUGAGGAGUUGGAGGCAGCUGAACAGGUCCGAGAACAGCUUCGGACUGUCAGCCGAGGAUUAACACGAGCAACUACAGCACAGGGGAGGACUGCAGAUGUUCUGGCAGACUGUGAACGUGUCCACGACCAGGGAGCAGAUGUCAUUUCACGUGCAAUAGAUCGCUGUGUUGUUGCCGGACAGGAUCUAGGCCAGCAGUGGCAACAAUUGAUGGCACUCAGGCAACAACUGCAUGCAAUACCUGCUUCACGUCUGCGCCUAUCUCUCUCACCACAAGGUGUAGAAAGACAGAUGUCAGCACUACAAGAUACACAUGCAGCUUUGGAGCAGCAGCAAGGUCAGCUACUGCAGAUGUUACGUGCCCGCUUUGCAUUGUGGCAGAACUUUGAGAGGCGGCUUGAAACAGUCAGACAACAAGUUGCAGAAGCUGGGUACAUGAUGGAACUGCUGACUGUCCAAGGAAGUGUUGAUCUCGACAGGCUGGUCAAAGCUACUGAGAGGUUGCAGGGUCUAAGUGGGUCGUUGGAGGAAAGGGAGCAGCUCCUGACAGAGUUGCACGAGGCGGCGGCGGCGCUGUCGGGCAGCUGCGCGCCAGAGGUGUCCCGGCAGGUGGCUGCGGCCGUGGAAGAGGCGGUGGCCAGCUGGCAGGAGACGCGCCGCUCGCUGGGCGAACUGUGCUCGCGCUACCGCCACGCCGUCGACCUCUGGCGCCGCUACAGGGACGCCAGCGACGCCGUGCGCGCCUGGGCCGACCAGCAGCUGCUCGAGGCCGCCGACGCGCCGCACGUGGACGCCGACGCCGACGCCGUGCAGAAAGGUGUCAAGAAGUGAACGAAAAUCGUGACCGUGUAGCGGCGCGACCGCAGCGCUCUGCAUUUCGGGAGUAUACGAGAAGGCUGGAGGAAGCUGGCAGCAGUGGC